GGAACUCGGAGAGGAGGAGGGUCUCUCUUGGUACAGAUCUGCUGACUAAAAAGGAGUUGGUUUGGAGGAGAAAAGCCAUUCAACGAGUGCUCCUGCUGCUUGCAACAGCAACUACAGCUGCAAAGCCGAAGACAUCAGUGUACCUCUGGAGAUCGUCGAAACCAUGGCAGAAUAUGGACCUCUGUGUUAGGUCUGGCAUUGUCAACGUCAAGGACUGUUCUGAAACGCCCCCACUUUUUUAACCGGACGUCUGUGUUAACCCCGUCUUUUAAUUAAAAUAAGCAUACACGUUUUUUAUCAUUGUCUUGAAUACGUUUUGCUAUGCAGAGUAGAGGUAUUGCAGGCUACUCGUGAACAAGAGAACAUAAAAGGACGUUAUAUAAACAGGAUUGCAGGUUUGUAUAACUCCUAGUUUCUUCAGUUUAGAAGUACUUGAUACAUGCAUUACAAAUCACAAACCUGUUCACUUUAUCAGAUGUUUUAACUUUUUGUAACUAUUUCGGUGACGUUUUUUUAAAGUACCACUUACUUUUUAAUAUGCUUUCUUACAAAGUAAUUUCUUUUCUGGCUAUAACGUGCCUAAUCGGGAUACCCAGAGCCAGAGCGGCUGCAUGUGAACCAAUAAGGAUUCCAAUGUGCGGGUCGAUGCCGUGGAACAUGACUAAAAUGCCAAACCAUCUUCAUCACAGCACCCAGGCUAACGCGAUCCUGGCCAUUGAGCAGUUUGAAGGCUUGUUGGGAACAAACUGCAGCCCGGACUUGCUUUUUUUUCUGUGUGCUAUGUAUGCCCCGAUCUGUACAAUAGAUUUUCAGCACGAUCCAAUAAAGCCUUGCAAAUCAGUCUGUGAGAGGGCAAAAUGUGGUUGUGAACCUGUCAUGAAGAAAUACAAUCACACAUGGCCGGAGAGUCUGGCAUGCGAAGACCUGCCAGUUUAUGACCGGGGUGUUUGUAUCUCUCCGGAGGCGAUAGUCUCAGCAGAAGGCCCGGACAAUCCGUAUUAUCAAGAGUUUAACAAAUGCAUACCAGAGUCUAUGCCAGAUUUUCCAAUGGAUUCUCACAAUGGGAACUGCAGGGGCACUAACAAUGAACGCUGCAAGUGUGAGCAAAUAAAACUUGUUGAAAAGACAUAUUUAAGGAAAAAUUACAAUUAUGUAAUCCGAGCAAAGGUGAGAGAAAUAAGAAGCCAGCGUCAUGACGUGAGCGCAGUAGUCGAAGUCAAAGACGUCUUAAAGUCUUCCUUGGUCAGUAUCCCUCGGGAUAUCGUAACCCUGCAUUCUAACUCAGGCUGUUUAUGCCCUCCCCUGAACGCCAACGAGGAGUACAUAAUUAUGGGCUACGAGAAUGAAGAACGUUCAAGGUUACUCUUUAUUGAGGGCUCCUUUGCUCAGAAGUGGAAAGACCGUCUUGGCGUGAAAGUGAAGAGAUGGGACCAAAAGCUACGAAAAAGAAACAAUAUGAAAAAAAAACGUCAUUGAAGCCAAAAUUAUUUCUUUGAAAAGUGAAAUGGACAAAAUAUUGAGACUAGUAUUUUUGAAGCAACCAAGAAAAAAUUGCACUAUUGCACGUUUUUGUUUUCACAUUGAUGACUGAAUUAUAGUUGAAUGUAGAUUUUUUUUAAUUUUCAUUACUUCUUUUGCACGAAUGUUGUGAUUAUUUGACAUCACUGUUGAUGAACUGUGGAAUCCAGCAAAAGAUGAAAGUUCUGUAAGAGGGAACUUAAAAUCUGAUGCCACAUUGCCAGAAGAGGAAAGGCCUGGAUAUUUAUUUAAUGGCUAAAUACCAACAGAAGUGGUUCUGAGGAGUUAUUCUGCUACAGAAAUGCUCAGAAUGUCUUAAGUGUGAAAACAGCUUUAUGGCUUAUUAUAAAGGAAAAUGGAUUUUGAGCUGCAGAGUUCUGGUUACAGCUGCAAUUUACUUUAUAUACCCAUAAGAGGAUUAAUCUCCCUUCAAAGGAAACACUAUGAAAGAAAAAGAGAAGUUUUGUUGGCAAGGAAAUGAACAAGUGUCAGGAUGACCUAAGACUCUGAAUAUUUGAUGUUAAGGACCAAAAUCAAUACAUAUGUUCAGUGUUAUUGAUGAAUGCAAUGUAUUAAUUCAAAUUUAUUCAUGUUAACUGUAAAGACCUGUUAUUUACUUAAAAAUUCCUUGAGGGAGACUGCUGACUAGCUCAACCUGAAAUAGCUGGGAGCCCUGUGAUCCUAAUGUCAUGAGUUUGAGCCUGGGUAAUGUCACUAAUUGACUAUUAUCAGGAUUUCUCGAGCAUCAUGGGGGUAAAGUUGAAAUUAAUAUAAGUGGCCAAGCUUUCUCAGCUCCUGGUGGACAAGAAACCCCUGUGAUUUCCAAGUGUGUAAGGAGGAGGGUGUCAGUGGUGAAGCAUCUGUUGGAGAUGAACCUUCUGUACAGUAUGUUGCUCUCGAGCUUGUAGAAUUAUACAGUAUACUCAAUGAGUGCACAGCUCAGAAGAGUCUGUCUCUGUUUCCUAACUGCCUGGGUGGAUGCAGGAGUCAACACUGUACUCCAGGGCAAAAGGACACAAUUGGUAAUUCCAAACAGAAAUAGGUAUAUACAAUAUAAAAUAUUUGAUGGGUCUAAAUGCAAAAAGCCUUCUGUGUAAAUCAAAGGUGCCUGUAUUAAACUCUGUGACAUUUUAAUAAAAAUUGUUAAAAAAUAAACUCUCUAGAAUUCACAUAUGCUGCUUUAAUGCUGUCUUGCAUACUUAAAACCAUGUGUCAUUAAAACGUUUUAACACUUUUA
Messenger RNA from Lepisosteus oculatus (spotted gar), 2755 nucleotides. It is a transcript of the gene frzb, whose product is annotated as frizzled related protein. NCBI's taxonomy places the organism in Eukaryota, Metazoa, Chordata, Actinopteri, Semionotiformes, Lepisosteidae. Gene Ontology annotation, biological process: non-canonical Wnt signaling pathway; canonical Wnt signaling pathway. The record is from RefSeq and is a predicted model, not a curated record. Gene Ontology annotation, molecular function: Wnt-protein binding. Gene Ontology annotation, cellular component: cytoplasm.